CAGACAGACAGCAGGGAACAGCUGCAGCACGCGCUUCGCCUAGGAUUUCACUGCACUGCAAUUUCAAAUAUCAGCCGUUUUCAUCCACGAAGCCCACGUCGCGCAGCUCGACCGAGCAAAGCCCCCCAUCCCCUCCCAGCACUAACCAGUAGAGAAAAUGGUCGACCGCGAGCAGCUGGUGCAGAAAGCCAGGCUGGCCGAGCAGGCAGAGAGAUAUGAUGAUAUGGCAGCAGCCAUGAAGUCGGUGACGGAGUUGAAUGAGGCCCUGUCCAACGAGGAGAGGAACCUGCUGUCCGUGGCUUACAAGAACGUGGUGGGAGCCCGCCGCUCCUCCUGGAGGGUGAUCUCCAGCAUAGAGCAGAAAACCUCCGCUGAUGGCAACGAGAAGAAGAUCGAGAUGGUGCGGGCCUACCGGGAGAAGAUUGAGAAAGAGCUGGAGGCCGUGUGCCAGGAUGUGCUCAACCUCCUGGACAACUUCCUGAUCAAGAACUGCAGCGACACGCAGCAUGAAAGCAAGGUGUUCUACCUGAAGAUGAAGGGCGACUACUACCGGUACCUGGCCGAGGUGGCCACCGGCGAGAAGAGGGCCACGGUGGUGGAGUCCUCGGAGAAGGCCUACAACGAGGCGCACGAGAUCAGCAAGGAGCACAUGCAGCCCACCCACCCCAUUCGCCUGGGUCUGGCUCUCAACUACUCUGUGUUUUACUACGAGAUCCAGAACGCCCCGGAGCAGGCCUGCCAUCUGGCCAAGACCGCCUUCGACGACGCCAUCGCCGAGCUGGACACCCUCAACGAGGACUCCUACAAAGACUCCACUCUCAUCAUGCAGCUGCUCCGAGACAACUUGACACUGUGGACAAGUGACCAGCAGGACGACGAGGGCGGGGAGGGCAACAACUAAAGGGGAAGCCUCACCUCGAAAAUCAGAAAGUCAAAAUAAUUACAAAGGGCCGGUGGACUUUGGCAGCCGCUUUCGCCGAUGAAACUACCGCAGCAGCAGUUCUUUAUUUUUCCAUGUGUUAAAAGAAAAGAAUCAAAAAGAGAGGUGAGCGUGGGAGGUUAAAAUCUUAGUUCAAAUAUAUAUAGAAAUAUAUAUGACAGUUGAGAGGUGAGGCCUCCGUCUUCUUGGUUUUCUCUUUGACAUUUGCCAAAAACCACUGAUACGUCAGCCAAUCAGCCUGAAGUGGUUGUUGUUGGAUUGAAAUGGCAGCCUCACACUGGCAUAGGAACUGAUCUUGUUCUGUCAAGAUAAGCUGCUUACUUAGAUUUUGUGUGAUAGAGAUGCAUUUGAGUCACUUGAGAGAGAAAAUGCUUGAAUGGGGAAUAAAAAAAGAAAGGCCUCACUAAAAAAAAAAACUAAAAAAAACUAGGCUGCAUUGGUUCCAGUGGUAGAUGUAAGGGCCCUGAAAGCUGUUAAUUUUACUCUGACAAGUAGAAAAAUCUGCAAAGAUCCCCUAAAUUUUUACGUGAUUAUUUCAUUUUGAAAAUUCGGUCAAAAUGAGCUCCCUUACUGCUAAUUUAAAUGUUUUUGGCAUCUUACAGAUAAGUCUGUUGUGUUAUUGGAGCCACUGAUUCUUUUUGGAGGUGAGGGUUACUAAAAGGCAGAGACUUAAGGAAAUGAAUUACAAAAAUGGAAAAAAAAAAAAAAAAAAGACAAAAAAACCCCAAAACAGAUAAAAGCAGCUUCAGAGUUUGUGGUUUACUUCUGUGUUCGUUUUAUUAAAUGCACAUGCCUACUAUACUGUUUCUUCAGUGUAAGAUGACAACAAUAAUAUUGCUUAUUCAAUAUUGUGCAUGCUGGUGAUGUAUUUAUAUACAGUAGCUUGACUUUAUUAACUUAUACUGUGGGUGUUACGUAUUCAUAUGAUUGAGGAAAAAAAACAGGCUUUGUCUAAUGUUGAUAUUUUUUUAUUUCUAAUUUAUUUUUAUUUUAUUAUUUUUUUUUUUAUUUUUAAUUUGCUAUACCAAAAUGGUGAUCGUAAAAAGUGACCUGUAACGGCCGUUGCUUUAGUGACAUGCAAUAUGUGUAUUUAAUUUGUUAAUGAAAGAAAAAAAAGGAUAAUUUACAAAAAAAGAGAGAAAAAAAAAUAACCCACCAGUGCUUACUUAAUCUUACCAGCUGGUGUUUUUUUUUUUCACUUUGAAGAAUGAUUAUGACAUAUUUUGUUCUUUGAACAGUAUUUACGUACUUUUUUUUCUGUCACGCUAUCCAGUUUGAAAUGACAAUGGUGACGUUUCCAAGGCUCGAUGUUUCUGUUAUGAAUCUGCCUACAUGGACCAUAUUUUGUUUCUGACGGUAUACGUUUGACUUUUUUUUUUUUUCUAUUUGUUUUUAUAACUUUUAGCUGUUUUCCUGAGUGACAAAAAUAUCUUGAAUGUGAGUCAUUAUGUAGCAGUUGCACAAGAACCGGAAUAAUAGCUAUGAUAAUAAAAAAAGAACAUGACUAAAUUAUACAUGCACCAUUUCCUCGGUGGUCUAGUGUAUUGUUGUGUUGUCACCCGUGAGAACACUUUGCAUUUAAGAGGAAGCCCUUCGUUCGUAGCUCGUUUUAUCGUUUCGUGUGCUUUAUUUUCCGUGCCUGUAUCGUUUCUACAUGCCUCAUUUGCGAGUAAAUCUCUAGCAUUAAAAAGAAAAAAAAGAAAAAGGGAAUCUAUUACGGUAUUUUGGACAUCCUGCAAGCAUGUUAUAGAUAUGCACAUUAAACACUAAUGCACAACGUUACACCGCAGAGAACGCUUCAGUAAAGUUUCAGAACAAACACACACACAAAAAAAGCUGCUGAACAGAUUUGUCGUCGUUAAUGCUGCUACUUCUAUAGAUUAUUUAUAUAUCACAUGGACAGCAGUUUGAUCGACUUUUAUUGUUUUUUUUUUUUGUUUUUUUUUAAAUCAGUGGUUUGAUGGAUUUAAGAGGGAAACCAGAAGCCUUAAGGCCAGUAACACAACCUUGUUCAUGUCUGCCAAUUAUGCGUCUCCAUCCUGAAUCAGCCUGCAUGAGCUCACAGUAUGAAACAGCUGCUUUGAUUUAUUUUUAAAUGUAUUGAAGAGCAGAAGCUCCAAAAGCUCAAUUUUAUUUUAAUUUAAUUUUCAGUUUUUUGUUGUUGUUCUUUUAAGUUAUUUGUAAAAGAAAAUCAUGUCUGGGACUUUCAUUGUCGCUAAGAGACUUUGCAUUGCUCGUUUUUUUUUUUUGUUUUUUUUUACUUUUCAUUCAGUUUUCUCUGCUUAUUUGGCUUUUAUUGUUGUUUCUGUGACUCAGCAUCAUGCAUGUACACAUUAUGAGGUAGUUUGAUCCAGAGGAUCUGACCUAAUGGUGAAACUGGGGAUACAGCCUGUAUGGUUAGAGUUUAUUUUAUUUUUUUGGUUGCCAUCUGUUGUCCAUUAAAGUUAUUUGUUUAUUG
Messenger RNA from Xiphophorus maculatus (southern platyfish), 3398 nucleotides. RefSeq names its product 14-3-3 protein gamma-B (gene ywhag2). Gene Ontology annotation, molecular function: protein kinase C binding. The coding region runs from base 158 to 901 and encodes 247 amino acids. NCBI's taxonomy places the organism in Eukaryota, Metazoa, Chordata, Actinopteri, Cyprinodontiformes, Poeciliidae. The transcript is spliced from 2 exons. Gene Ontology annotation, biological process: signal transduction. Gene Ontology annotation, cellular component: cytoplasm. The record is from RefSeq and is a predicted model, not a curated record.